Messenger RNA from Euleptes europaea (tarantolino), 1482 nucleotides. RefSeq names its product cytochrome P450 2J2-like. Gene Ontology annotation, molecular function: oxidoreductase activity, acting on paired donors, with incorporation or reduction of molecular oxygen, reduced flavin or flavoprotein as one donor, and incorporation of one atom of oxygen; iron ion binding; heme binding. Gene Ontology annotation, biological process: xenobiotic metabolic process; arachidonate metabolic process. Gene Ontology annotation, cellular component: intracellular membrane-bounded organelle; cytoplasm. The transcript has 9 exons. NCBI's taxonomy places the organism in Eukaryota, Metazoa, Chordata, Lepidosauria, Squamata, Sphaerodactylidae. The record is from RefSeq and is a predicted model, not a curated record. Bases 1 to 1482 code for a protein of 493 amino acids.
AUGUGGAUAUGGGCGAUAUUGGUAGCUGUGCUGGUGUGUCUCCUGAUUCUACACUUUCUGAAACUGCUUCAGGCAUACAAGAAGUACCCUCCUGGGCCUUCUAGGCUCGAGAUUGUUCUACGCAUAGUGCGGUCUGGAUUCAGAUUCGAUCCCGAUCUUCUCGCUGAGUUAGCAAAGAAACAUGGAAACAUUUACACUAUAUGGAAAGGGCCUCAGCCUCUGGUAGUAUUGUCUGGAUUACAAGCAAUUAAAGAAGCAUUAGUAAAGCAUUCAGAAAACUUCUCUCAGCGACCAGUAACCCCUUUCUUUAACGUUGCAGCAAAAGAAAAGGGUAUUGUACUCUCAAAUGGUCACACCUGGAAACAACAGAGGAAGUUUGGGGUGGCUACCAUGCGGAAGCUGGGAAUGGAGAAGAAAAGUGUGCAGAGCCAAAUACAAGAGGAGGCCCGUCACCUUGUCGAGACUUUUGCAAGUGCAAAGGGACAGCCACUUGACCCUUUGUUUCCCAUCACUUAUUCCAUCUCCAGUGUGAUCUCUGUUCUGGUUUUUGGACACCGGUUUUCUGCUGAGGAUGAGGAAUUUAUCAAGCUGGCGAAAACCUUUGCACAUGGUGUACGAUUUGUAGGUAGCUUCUUUCAUCUUCUGUAUGAAAUGUUCCCAUGGCUCAUGAAACAUAUCACGUGGCCAUACAAGAAGGCAUUCGCCUCUGUGGAUGUUGUGCUUUCCCAUGCAAGGAAAGAGACAGAAGAGCACAGGGCUCACCCGGCCCUGCAGGAGCCACGGGAUUUCAUUGAUUACUAUCUGCUUCAGAUGGAGAAAAGCAAGAAUGACCCCACUUCAACAUAUGAUGAUGGCAACCUGUUUCAAUGUAUUUCGGACUUCUUUACUGCUGGGACAGAAACGACUGCCACUGCUCUUCAGUGGCUGGUGCUCCUCAUGGUGAUUCAUCAAGAUAUCCAAGAGAAAGUCCAGAAAGAGAUAGAAGAAGCUUUUGGUUCCUCUCAGUCAAUUGGCUAUGAAGAUCGGAAGGAAUUGCCUUAUACCUUUGCUGUGAUUCAUGAAGGCAUGCGUUUCAAAUGUUUUGUAUUAGCUGGGAACCCUAGACAAUGUGGAGAGGAUGUGAACAUUCUUGGUUCUCUCAUUCCUAAGGGUUCCAUAGUUGUUCCAGAUAUACACUCAGUUCUUUAUGAUCCCAAGCUAUGGGAGACCCCUCGUAAAUUCAACCCAAAUCAUUUUUUGGACAAGGAUGGAAAAUUUGUGGAUAGAGAAGAAUUUUUACUCUUUGGUGCAGGAGCCCGUGUGUGUCCGGGGAAAGUCAUGGCAAAGAUCGAGCUCUUCCUCUUCUUCACCAGCCUGCUGAGAGCAUUCACCUUCAAGCUGCCAGAAGGAGUCAAAGAAGUCAACACGGAGCCUGUACUAGGCUUGACAAUGGUUCCUCAACAUUAUAAGCUCUGUGCUGUUCCCCGCUACAGUGAAUCAUGA